Messenger RNA from Rhodamnia argentea, 689 nucleotides. RefSeq lists its product as uncharacterized. Lineage: Eukaryota; Viridiplantae; Streptophyta; Magnoliopsida; Myrtales; Myrtaceae. The transcript has a single exon. The coding region runs from base 200 to 475 and encodes 91 amino acids. The record is from RefSeq and is a predicted model, not a curated record.
AGUCGUCUCAAGCUAAUCCCAUCCGGAAGAGUUGCGCUAUUCCUCCUCCCCCACGUCUCCUCGUAUUUAAUAACCACCGAUCCUCUCUCUCUCGCCUUCGUUCACGACUCCAGAUUUGUGCUCAAACCUACUUUCAUCACGAGCUUCAAACUUCUAGCGAGAGAGUCUCUUCUUGUUGAAGCCUUUCGAGACCGAGAAGAUGGAACAGAGGAGCAGCAACAACGACGGCAGCGGCAACGGGAACAGGGACGGCAUCGCGGAGGAGAAGAACAAGAUGAUUCACGACGUGGGAUUCCCAGUUCACAGCCAGGUGAGGAAGAUCAAGCAGGAAUCGGACGCGACGGCCGUGGACUGGUCGACGGUCCAGCCGGAGAUGAGGCCUGUUCUCAGAGCCAGGGAGAUCAUCAAGCAGCAGCGCUCGCGGUCGCCGCUGGGUCUGGCGGCCGGACGACCCAUCUCCAUUGGAGACCCUUGAUCCUCAUCCGGGUCUACGUGUGAUCCCAGUAAUGAUAUUAUACUUGUGGACGAUGACGAUAACGAUGGCGGCGGAGCUUUUUUUAUUUGUUGGUGGCAAUAUUUUGGUAAUUGCCUUGUAAAAAUACAGAGUUUGCUCUGUUUUAUUGCUCCCCUGUUUUUUGACCUCUCUGUACAUACCACGACGGAAUAUAGCGCACAGCGUGCUCUUCUUA